AUGUGUUUAGAAAUCUGUGUAGCUGUUUGUAGCUUCACAGACGCCAGUGUCAAGGCUCAAACGAAAAGAACAGCACGCUCUCCCAACGCGCUCUACGGAUCAAACACAGCAGACUCACGGACGGACGAAGACGGUCUGGUUGCGCCCCUUGACACCAAAAACCAUUACAGCGAGAGCAGCUUGCCCAGAUUCAGCGGCUUUGCAGACAACAUGGACUCUGGGGAGUUAUUGGAUAAGCAGGAGGGAGGGACAUUUUUAAAUCAAGGCAAUGAGGCUUUCAGCUCGGAUUCUGCAGAAUCCUCCCAAAAGCCCACGGCGGCGAAACGGUUUAACGAAUUCGUCGGGAAAAGGAGCAACCCAACGGGCGCGAACGUCGACAGCGAUCUCGCCCGUGAGUUAUUGCAACGGUACAAAUCCUCGCAUAAAAAUUCGGACGAUCAACACGCACUGAAACAAUUAACUUUGCUGAGAUCCUUAACAGCAGACGACACUUCCAAACGCCAGUACGAAUUUGUGGGCAAGCGCAACUACGACUUUCUGGGCAAACGUGCCCCUUACGACUUCAUAGGCAAACGUGCCCAGUACGAAUUCAUAGGCAAAAGGGCGUACGAUUUCCUGGGGAAGAGACAUUACGACUUCUUGGGCAAACGAAGCGGGUCAAACGAGAAAGGGCGCGAAGACGAAGAACAAGACGGGGGCAAACGUUACUCCGAGUUCUUAGGCAGAAGAAAGAGGACCGAGGAGCAAGGCAGCGCCCUUAUGACGGAUAGCGCCAGGCUAGCAGCCCUUCUGCAAAACAACAGCUUGCGAAAAAGAAUCUCAGAGAUGCUAAUGAAGCAAAGACUCGCAGAGCAGGUUCCGGAGUUUGUGGGCAAGUGAAGAUAACUCUCACCUCAUUGUUCUCAUGUAACAUAGUUCAAAUAUUACUCAGUAUAAAUUUACAUGUAGAAAUAUGUUUCAAAAUAGUCCAAUAAAAUUGUUUCGUUU
Molecule: messenger RNA, 987 nt
Organism: Biomphalaria glabrata
Lineage: Eukaryota; Metazoa; Mollusca; Gastropoda; Planorbidae
Product: fulicin peptides-like
Exons: 2
Coding region: 1-879 (292 amino acids)
Source: RefSeq, a predicted model, not a curated record